This is a messenger RNA of Beauveria bassiana ARSEF 2860, 786 nucleotides long. Its product is annotated as ATP synthase subunit D. NCBI's taxonomy places the organism in Eukaryota, Fungi, Ascomycota, Sordariomycetes, Hypocreales, Cordycipitaceae. Bases 1 to 786 code for a protein of 261 amino acids. Gene Ontology annotation, biological process: vacuolar acidification. The record is from RefSeq and is a predicted model, not a curated record. The transcript has 6 exons. Gene Ontology annotation, cellular component: vacuolar proton-transporting V-type ATPase complex; fungal-type vacuole membrane. Gene Ontology annotation, molecular function: proton-transporting ATPase activity, rotational mechanism.
AUGUCUGGUGCAGCUGAUCGCGAGCCAGUCUUCCCGACUCGGCAGUCGCUGGGUAUCAUGAAGGCGAAGCUCAAGGGAGCUGAGACUGGUCACAGUCUGCUGAAGAGGAAGAGUGAGGCUCUUACGAAACGUUUCCGAGAAAUUACGAGAAGAAUAGAUGAAGCCAAGCGCAAGAUGGGGCGCGUCAUGCAGAUUGCCGCCUUUUCCCUGGCCGAAGUGACAUACGCCGUCGGAGGCGACAUUGGGUACCAGGUGCAGGAGUCGGCCAAGUCGGCCCGGUUCCGCCUUCGAACGCGCCAGGACAAUGUGUCUGGUGUCUUGCUGCCCGCCUUCGAGAGCUACCUAACGGAGGGAAAUAACGACUUUGGCCUGACUGGUCUUGGCAAGGGAGGUCAGCAAGUGCAGCGGAGCCGCGAAACAUAUGCUCGGGCAGUGGAAGCUCUCGUCGAGCUCGCCAGCUUGCAGACGGCCUUUGUCAUUCUCGACGAGGUCAUCAAAGUCGUCAACAGACGAGUCAAUGCUAUCGAGCAUGUCAUUAUACCCCGCACAGAGAAUACCAUCAAAUACAUCAAUUCGGAGUUGGAUGAGGUUGACCGUGAGGAGUUUUACAGACUGAAGAAGGUUGCCAACAAGAAACAACGAGAUACUGCCGCGGCCGAUGCAGAGAUGAAGGUGAAGCGCCUAGCGCAAGCCAAGGCUGAAGGGGAUAACUCGGCGAACAAGGCUGCCGCGGAUCAGCCUACAGAUAUUCUGGCAGCCGGAGAGGACGAAGAUGUCAUCUUUUGA